UGGAUAUAAAACAGGGAUUUGGGUGCACUGACAGCAUCACACUGCAGCCAUGAGGUCUCUGGUUUUCAUUCUGCUCAUCGGAGUUGCUUUUGCCACGGACGAUGACAAGAUCGUCGGUGGGUAUGAGUGUACGCCUCAUUCCCAGCCUCAUCAGGUGUCCCUGAAUGUUGGGUACCACUUCUGUGGUGGCUCCCUGCUCAACAAGGACUGGGUUGUGUCUGCUGCUCACUGCUACAAAUCGCGUCUUGAGGUGCGUAUGGGAGAGCACCACAUCAGACAGAAUGAGAACACCGAGCAGUUUGUUAGCUCUUCUAGAGUCAUCAGACACCCCAAUUACAACUCCUAUAGCCUCGUGCAUGACAUUAUGCUGAUCAAGCUGAGCAAGCCUGCCGUCUUCAACCAGAAUGUGCAGCCUGUGGCUCUGCCCGAAAGCUGUGCCCCCGCUGGCACCAUGUGCUUAGUCUCUGGCUGGGGCAAUACCAUGAACCCCGCGGCUGACGGGGACAGGCUGCAGUGUGUGAACGUCCCCAUCCUGUCUGACGCGGACUGCAACAAUUCCUAUCCUGGCAUGAUUGAGUUCACUAUGUUCUGCGCUGGAUACCUGGAGGGAGGAAAGGACUCCUGCCAGGGUGACUCUGGUGGCCCUGUUGUGUGUAAUGGUGAGCUUCAGGGUAUUGUGUCCUGGGGCUAUGGAUGUGCUGAGCAGAACUAUCCUGGUGUCUACACAAAGGUCUGUGUAGAGACUGAGUGGCUGAAGCAGACGAUGGCGAACAAUUAAUACCAUCCUUCAGCCUCCACAUCAGACAGACAACUCAACAUUUUUGACUGUUCACAUACCAUCAUUUGUACCACGGAGGAUGAAGUAUAACAAAUAAAGUGUUUGAAAUGAAGUACUA
Messenger RNA from Monopterus albus (swamp eel), 896 nucleotides. Its product is annotated as trypsin-1-like. Lineage: Eukaryota; Metazoa; Chordata; Actinopteri; Synbranchiformes; Synbranchidae. Gene Ontology annotation, molecular function: serine-type endopeptidase activity. The transcript is spliced from 6 exons. Gene Ontology annotation, biological process: proteolysis. The record is from RefSeq and is a predicted model, not a curated record. Bases 50 to 778 code for a protein of 242 amino acids.